This is a messenger RNA of Paramecium tetraurelia, 1602 nucleotides long. RefSeq lists its product as uncharacterized. Gene Ontology annotation, biological process: protein phosphorylation. NCBI's taxonomy places the organism in Eukaryota, Ciliophora, Oligohymenophorea, Peniculida, Parameciidae. The record is from RefSeq and is a predicted model, not a curated record. Gene Ontology annotation, molecular function: protein kinase activity; ATP binding. The transcript has 6 exons.
AUGGAAUAAAAUUCCAAUUAUUUUUUCAAUUCUACUAUUAAAGAGCAAAGAGAAUUUUGGAAUAGAGAUUUUCAUAUUUUAGUGAAUAAUCAUGAAAAUUUUGAGAUUUAAAAUGAUAAUUGUACUAGUUUUUAUAAGAGAAGCAAGAUUCUUAAAAAAUGGAUACCUCGAUUUUAUUCUGUAUAAGGCAAUUAUAUAUUGUAUGGUGAUAGGAACCUCAAAGGUUUUAGAAAGCUAGAUUGUGUAUACUUAAUGUCUAGUAUAGUAAGUGGCCCCUAUAAAUAUAAAUUGGAGUUGACUUACAGUGGUUUUACUAUCGAAUUAUACACUGAUCAAAAGUAGGAUUAUGACAGUUUUAAGGGAACUCUCUAAUCACAUUGUAUUUUAACUGAUUUUCAUACUUAAUAUACGUUAUUAAGAUAGAUAGGAUUUGGAUCGAGUGCUCAAGUCUACAUAGCCAGAAGUAAUUACAAUUAGCAACUCUAUGCCAUCAAAAGAGUUCAAAAAAAUUACACAGUCAAAUAAAAAAAAUUUGAAUAAGAAUCAGCAUUGCGAAACGAAAUUUAAAUAAUGAAGGAACUUAAUCAUCCAAAUAUCAUUUCUUUCUAUUCAGUGUUUGAAACUAAUAAACAUAUAAAUUGUGUUUUAGAAUUAAUUCAAGGGGGAGAAUUACUUAAGUAGGGAUAAUACAAAAGCAUUAGAGAUGCAAGAAUUGUUGCUAAGCAACUGGCUUUAUGUUUGGAUUACAUGCAUUAGAAAGGUAUAAUGCAUAGAGAUUUGAAGCCACAAAACAUUUUAUGCAAAUCUAAUUCUCUUGACGUAUUGAUUGCUGAUUUUGGUUUGGCCACAUACAUUAAGAAUUAAAAACAAUAGUAUUAUCGUUGUGGAACCACUGGUUAUGUUGCUCCAGAAGUCUUAAUGUAUAAGGAGGGUUCUAAAAUGUACAAUGAAAAAUGUGAUAUCUUUAGUCUUGGAGUCAUCUUCUAUCAAUUGAUUUUCAAUGUCCAUCCCUUCAAAGACAGCACCAAGGCCGGAAUGUUGAAAAGAAAUUUAGUCGCUGACUAUAAGUUGGAUGAUCAAAUGAGAGUUCCUUAAAGUUGUAAGGAUCUUAUUGCUUCUAUGUUGAGAUUGAAUCCAAAGCAAAGGCCCUCUGCCUCUUAAAUCUUAAGACAUGAUUUCUUUAAUGAAGCAUUAAACGAGUUGUCUUAUCCAAGUUUGAUUGGCUCUUUUCAAGAUAUAAGUGAUCAUAAGAAAUCAGGUCAGUCUUUUAAUUCUCAAGUAGGGGAAUUGAAAUUAUCAACAUUUCAAAAGAAUGGUUAAGUGUCUAUUUUCGAAAAAAUGCCAUUAAAUAUUAAAUCGGCAAAUCAGAGUUUGGAAUUUAAAGAACUCUCGCCUCUUUGGAAUAAAAGGAUUACAUUAUAAUAACCAAUAACUUAACCAAGAUCCAAAGCUCAAUCGAUGCAGACGAAUAAAAACUUCGAUAUUAGAAGCCAAAAAGUAUCCAUAUUUCAAUAGCAUUCUAAAAAUUCAGAUAAUGACAUUGAAUAUCAUUAAGUGCCUUAUUAAACCAUAAGCAAUAGAUGUACUAUUAAAAAUAAAUGA